UGGAAGCAACUGAUCUGAAAUCGUCUUAUCACAAGCUUUCGAUUGGUGUAAGUAUCAGCUACAAAGCGGUGAACGCUAAGUAGGAGCGAACACACGCAGUUCGAAUAGUAGCGUGAACACGGCGUAUAGGUUCAAUCUCCACUGUCUAGCAGAUCAGCACACUACGCUAGAUGGUCGUCUUCACAAUUAUUGGAGUGGUUACCGCUGCUCUGGUUGCUACUGUGGCUGUACUGGCUCUUCUCCUCGCCAGCCGCAGACGUCAAUAUUCGCAUAUUCCCUUUCCUCCUCUGGACAACUUCUGGUUGGGUCAUGCGUCUUCCGUUGAUAGGAAAAUGAGAGGCGGACUUGCUUUUGACGAGAUUAUGAUGGAAUAUUCAAAGAAACACGGAGAAGUCUUUGUUCUCUUCUUCCUUCAUAGUCCGUAUGUAGUCGUAAGCCUGGAUGAUCCGAAAGCAAUGCGUGAAGUGGUGAAUGACAAGAGUCUCGUGAAAUCCGACAUUUUUCUUGCAAUGCGGUCGCUAUACGGUCACAGGUUUCUUGGCAAUUUCAUGGACAGUGAAACUGAUGUGAACGUUUGGUUGAAACGCCAGAAAGCGUUUGCGCCGGUCUACAGUACGAAGAACGUGCGUGAUUUGGUUGUGUUAGUGAAUCAGUUGGUAGACAAGUUCAUAAUGCACAUUGAUAAGGAGAAGGACAAAGAAGAAGCCCUCGGCAUGAAAGAUACCAUUCGUCUCAUUACGUCGGCAAUUGGUGGUAGCAUCACAUUCGGUGUUGACAUUGAAACGAUUGUGGAAAUGAAGUCUUUAGACCAAGCUCUAGAAACUGCUUUUGCACUUUAUAGAGAUAUGGUGUUUGAUCCACUAACUCGGUAUCUUCCCAUCUAUAGAGGUAAAUGGCAACAGGCAAAAGAGACCUGUGCAUUCCUUCGAGGUGAAGUCGCAAAGUAUGUAGUGAAGAGGCAGAAGGAAACCUCAGAAACAAACAGCCACGAUUGGAAGGAUUUUCUGAGUUGUGCACUGAAGGUAAUAGGAGAAUAUGACUUUGAAGUGGUGAUUGACAUGUUGCUGGAGAUUUAUAUUGGCACUGCUCUCACUACACCUGUUACAAUGAGUAAUUGUCUAAGAGAGAUACUUAGACAUCCAGAAGUCGAGAAGCAGGUUGUAGAGGAAGUGGAUCGAGUGCUCGAGGGCAAGCCAUUUGUAUCCGCGACAGACAUCCAAUCUCUCCACUAUCUCGAUUGUGUCUUGAAAGAGACUCUUCGACGUCACAGCACAGUUCCUGUUUUCUCACGAGCAAGUACGUCUGCUCUGACAGUUGCUGGUUAUGCUAUACCUGUUGGUUGCGAAGUUCACAUCAGUUGCUUUGCUAUGCAUCUCAGCGAUAAGCUGUGGCAAGAUCCAAUGAAAUUCGAUCCCAAUCGGUUCUAUUCUCUCAAUGAUCCUUCUGCAACUCUUUCAUUUGGUUGUGGAAUACGUGCUUGUCUCGGACGUUCAUUGGCUGAGCAUGAGAUGACAGUGAUCAUUGCUCGUCUCUUUCAAACGUUCACCUUUCAGUUGGAGCAACAAAGCAAGGAAUACGAUAUGUACGAACCAAAGGCAUCACUUAUAAUUUUUAAGGAUCCUGUGAAAUGCAAGAUCAAACGAAGAUUGGUAAAGGAGACUGGUUUGUGCUAGUCUCUGUCAUGAAAGAACUGGACUGAUGACUUAGUUGUUUUGACUAGAAUUUGUCUAGUAAUUCCUAGAUAGCAGCUUGUAGUAAGAAUGAUCUGCACUUGAGUGAUAGUCAGACAGAGUACAACACAUUGCAGUAUGGUUCAUCUCUUUAUAUAUAGGAGAGCGGUCUGUCUGUCAGUCAAUACAUAUAUUUUUGAUAAAUGAACUAUA
Molecule: messenger RNA, 1883 nt
Organism: Corticium candelabrum
Lineage: Eukaryota; Metazoa; Porifera; Homoscleromorpha; Homosclerophorida; Plakinidae
Product: cholesterol 24-hydroxylase-like
Exons: 1
Coding region: 171-1673 (500 amino acids)
Biological process (GO): cholesterol catabolic process
Molecular function (GO): cholesterol 24-hydroxylase activity; heme binding; iron ion binding
Source: RefSeq, a predicted model, not a curated record